Messenger RNA from Marchantia polymorpha subsp. ruderalis, 2333 nucleotides. The record is from the annotation of a GenBank genome assembly. NCBI's taxonomy places the organism in Eukaryota, Viridiplantae, Streptophyta, Marchantiopsida, Marchantiales, Marchantiaceae.
GUUCCGUGAGGAGUGAAGCUGGUUGAAUCAGAUAUGCCAGUUUUGUGAGAAUCGUUGGACGACCGUGAUGGAAUGAGACUUCUUCAUAUUGCGAAUCAUUGCGCCUUUAUGAAGACCGAUUUCCUCGUGUCAAAUGAGUGUGGACUGUGAAAUGUACAGAACCCGAAAACCGUGUGAACGGGACGCGUUCAGUGCAGAAGACUGAUUAUAACAGCAGUUCAAGAAGAAAUAAACUUACGGAAGACAUUCGCAAACCUGGUUGGUACUCUUCGUUACACAGUGACGAUCAUUGAAUUGCAGGUGGAGCGCAAGCGUUUCGUCGUGAAUUCUGCGUUUCAAUUUGUGUCAAGCCUUCCGCAACACUCCCACCGACCAUCGCCAGUCCAUUCGUCACUGCUGUGCAAGCGGCCGCCAUAUCGUCGUCUUGACUUCAGGCGCAUCGAAAUGGAGCCUUGCGCCGCAAUGCGGCCUGCUUUCUUGAAGGGCGAUGAGGGCACCCUGCUUACGAGCCAUGAAGCAGAGUAUAUUGUAGAGCACCUCUCUUGUUUAGGCAUCGAUCAGGUUGGCAGCGCGGCAUGGAUAAAGCAGCAUGCAAACUUGGAAAAAUUGAACCUUCAGGCCCACUACAAUACGAUGGCCCUCUGUGAUGAGUUCGUCAUGGCUGCCCUUAUUUCACACAACAAGAUGGACGUUCUGAUACACGAGCUUCUGGUUAUUGAGAUUUGGUUAGAAAAGGUCUUUCCACACCUACUUCCUGCUCUCGCUGUCCAAGCGACGACAAUGACCCUGGGUCUCCUCUUGUAUCACGAGGCAACAAUAAUCAACUUGCUGGAGGUGGCUUUGUUUCAUUCUGAAGCCUGUGAAGCACUUGGAUCAGAUGCUCUAUUGGAGCUAGCAGAUUAUACGUACAGGAAAGUUGUUUACUUGAAUACAAAAGCCUGGGAAGAUGCCUCCGCCAAAGAAAGAACGGCUUCGGAGAUGGUCAACCUCAAACCAGAAGAAGAGGUCGAAGAUAAGGUCGCCCGUAAUCGGUUCUGCGCUGGUGUUUGCGCCCUUAGUGUGCUGAGGUACCUGACGGACUACAUUUCGAGCCUCUCUCCUUGUGUUAUGGCUCGUCUACUGGAUUGCCACGAUGUUGUCAUGGCUCUGAUUCCACUUGUUGAAUCUGCUCCGUGGACAAGAAAGCGAAAGUCUGGCGACAAGAGAUGGGUCGAGAAAUAUAGUAAAGGGAAGUGGAGUGAAGUUCCACCCGCCGACAGAUACCUGUUAGUUGAGCCUGACGUGCAGCUUUGGCUCGCCAUAAACAAUCUGCUUGUCGACCUGAAAUGUAGAAAUAAGUACGCGUACGAUAGUUACCGCAGAAGUCAGGUUCUGAAGCUGCAUAAAUACGUAAACGACCUACUGCUCGACCAACUGCCAGUUUUGAAAGACCUUCGCUGGGUUUUGGAAGAGCUUCAGCUUAAGAUUCUCAAUACUGAUCCGGACAGAGGAGGCCUGAUACUAGAGCAGGUUCCAGCCCUCAGGGAGUCAAUGCUACGACGGGAUGACUGGCAGGAACUCGCGCAAAAGCAGUUACUAACGAUAUUGGCCAACGAGGCCCCGAACCAGAGCGCAAUGAAUGAGCGGGUCCUGGAGAUGAUGCGCAUGUUUGAAUUUGGGGAACUGAUGGAGCCUCCAACAUGCGCCGCAUGUGGUGGUCAGGCUGUUAAUCGUUGUUCGCGGUGCAAGACCGAGUGGUACUGCGGAAAAGCUUGCCAAGUGAGGGUUUGGCAAAAGCACAAGAAGGCUUGUGAACUUCUAGUCCGAGCUUCUCAUAACCAGCCGAACAAAAUCGUCCAAGCUUAGCUCAUGGGCAGGUAUCAGCACUCUUUGAUGUUGGGACAUCCUGACAUAAGCGCUGCGUUGUCUUUCCGUGAAAACAAAUUCGAGUUUGGACGAUAGACUGCCUUGUAAAACGAAUGAUUUUGCAUCUGUCAGGCUUUUGUGGGUCACGGUGAGAUGAUGAUGAUGAUGAGAGAUGGUGAGAGGGGCCAAGGAAUGGGAUAAUAGGCAUCUGUUGACCCAAGCACGGGAACCCCCGUCCGAUGCUCCAGGGCAAUGAUCGAACUGGGCUCUUAAACUCUGAACUUCCUGGGAAGCACAACGUCCUGACGAUUAGCACACAAGCUGAUACCUUUUGCUACCAGCGAAAUAAAAUUUUCAAAUUAAUUGUGUAUUUGUGAAUGUUCAUUCGAGGGACAUACAAAGCCAGUGGGCAGAUUCGAGCAAACCUUUGAUGACACGUCGCCAACUAUUUUGGUAUACCAUGACGGCAACUUAAUAAACUGAAGUGC